GUCUUUUAUGAACCAUAACCAAAAGAAAAGCAAGUUCAGAAGUCUAUCCCUCUUUCUGCACCCCAAGAAAGAGAGAAAGAGCGUUUGCUUUGGUUUUGUUUCUGGGCAUCCACUGGAGUAGGAGUAGAAGUAGAGUGGGCACUAGCCCUCUAUUCAAAUCGAGUGAGCCUCUUCUGCUUUGUGCUUUAUGUGUUGUUUUUGUUCUAAAACAUGAAAUGUACUGUUUGGUUGCUCAGAAAAUGCCAGAGAAAGUGGAAAACUUGUGGUAUUCAAUGAAAUCCAUUUUUUGUGAUCUGCCGUGAAACUCAGUGUAGUUAUAACCCUUUGGCUUAAUGAGUUAGGGAACUUUCUCUGUACUGUGUUACUGUUUUCCUAAACCCUAAACCUUUUAUCUGCAUUUGUACCGUGUUUCCUUAUUUGGUUGCUUUGAAUGUUAGUUUAAUCUGUAUUUUGUAUAGGGGAGAACGGAGAACAAGAUCGUUUUCUAUCUUUUCUAUUUUCUUUGCAGCAGUUUUGAUUUGUCUGACAUAUCAUAACUGGAUUUUGGUGAGCAUCAGUCUGAAUAUUGUAACCAAGAUAUGGAUAUAGGAAAAUUGCAACAAAAUGUACGUCAUCUGACUCAUGUCUUUGAAGAGGCCUUCUUAGAGCAGAAAAGAGUCUUUUCAAAAUCCAAAGCUCAAAUAGAUGAACUUAAGAAAAAGCUUGAGCAGACAAGAUGCCAACAGAAAGAGCUCGAGGAAAAACUUGAGAAGAGUGAAGCUCAAAAUGAAGAUCUUCAGAAGAAGCAUGAUCACAGUGAAGCUCAGAGGAAAGAACUUAUGAAAAGGCAUGAAAAGAGUGAAGCUAAUAAGAAAGAGCUCCGGAAAAAGAUUGUGCAUAGUGAAGCUGAUAUGAAAGCGCUUCUGAAAAAGCUUGAGUAUAUUGAGGCUCAGAAAAAAGAGCAUGAGAGAACUGAAAAAGCUCAAAAGGAAGAACUUGAUAAAAAAUUGCUUCAGCAGAGUGAGACUCAAAAAAAGAAAUUGCAACUUAUGUUCAGCUUGGAUGAUAAUAAGGCUAUUAAAAAGCUGUUCGAGGAAAAGGCAGAAAAAGAAUGAGAAGCUUGAUGGGGAAUUGAAUGAGUUGCGCAACCAUCAUAAUCUCCUGCUUGAACUAAAGGAUGCUGUUCUGAAUAAGUUAAAGAAGAAGGAAGAAGAGUUGAUCAAUGUACGAACAGACCUUCUUAGAGAAAGAAGCCUUUUUAAAAUCUGAAGCUCUAAAGAAUGAUCUUAAGAAAACGCUAGGGGAGAGUGAAUCUGAAAGAAAUGAACUUCAAAAAAAGCAUGAUCAUUGUGAAGCUCAGAAGAAAGAUCUUCUGAAAAAGGAUGAUCAGAUUGAAGCCGAACUUCAGGAGGCUCGUCAAGAGUUCAUCAAUGGACUAGGGGGAUUAAACUUCUGUACUACAAUUGGCGUGAAGAGAAUGGGAGAGCUUGACAACAAACCAUUUCAAACUUCAUGCAAGAGACAAUAUUCUAAAAAAGAAGCAGAUGACAAGGCAGCAACACUAUAUUCUCAGUGGGAGGGCUACCUCAGGGAUCCAAAUUGGUAUCCAUUCACAACUAGCAUGGAUUCUUAUGGAAAUUCUAAGCAAACUAUCAACGAAGAAGAUGAAAAAUUGAAACAGUUAAAGGUCUGCAAUCUUGAUAUCGAAGUAUACAAGGCUGUGACAACUGCCUUGGUGGAAUUGAAUAGCUAUAAUACCAAUGGUAGGACUCCAAUAGCAGAAUUAUGGAAUUUUAAAGAAGGGAGGAAGGCAACAGUGAAAGAGGGAAUAUCGUAUGUACUGAACCAAUUGAAACUGCUGAGAAAGAGGGUUGGUAAAAUGUUGUCAGAACAAAAGCAGCUUGAUAUGAAGAAGAAAAAAACGGAUGAUGGGACUAAUGAAAUUCAAAAGAAGUUAGAGGAGAAGGAAGCUGAGUUGAAAGAUUUAAAAGCUGAGUUAGAAUAUUCAGAAGAGCUCAACUCUACACUAUUUGUCAAGGAGCGUGAAAGUAACGAUGAACUGCAGGAUGCUCGCAAGGAGUUAAUCAGGGAACUGGUGGAUGGCGGUUUUAUUGGCGUGAAGAGAAUGGGAGAGCUUGACAUCACCCCUUUUGCAACUGCAUGCAAGAGAGAUAAUUAUAUGCUAGAACCAGAGGUGUGGCAGGAUUGUAUUAGUGAUCCAAGCUGGUAUCCUUUUAAACCAAUCGAGGAUGAAUUUGGAAAUCGGAAGGAAAUUCUUGAUGUAGAAGAUGAAAAAUUGAAGAGUAUAAAGGGCAACGAUGGAGUGUACAAGGCAGUUGUGACUGCCUUGAUGGAACUGAAGGACUACAAUUCGAGUGGUAUGUAUGUAACAGAAGAACUAUGGAACUUUCAGAAAGGGAGGAGGGCAACACUACAAGAGGGAUUAUCAUAUAUACUAUUGAACUGGAGACCUCUGAAAAGGAAAAGAAAAAUUUGA
Molecule: messenger RNA, 2476 nt
Organism: Rosa rugosa (rugosa rose)
Lineage: Eukaryota; Viridiplantae; Streptophyta; Magnoliopsida; Rosales; Rosaceae
Product: factor of DNA methylation 3-like
Exons: 9
Coding region: 1202-2476 (424 amino acids)
Biological process (GO): gene silencing by siRNA-directed DNA methylation
Source: RefSeq, a predicted model, not a curated record